UUAGAUGAAAAAACUAAUGGUAAGCUACAAACAUUUUUUAUUACAGUUGACCCUGAACGCGACAACGUUAAAAGAUUGAAAGAGUUUCAGCAACAAUUUGAUCAUAGAAUACAGAUGUUAACCGGUGAAAAAGAGAAAAUAAAUGAAGUAGUUUCAAAAUAUAGAGUUUAUGUCAAUAAAGUAGGUGGAGAAGAAGAAAUCAACCAUUCCUCAAUAAUAUAUCUCAUUGAUCCUCAUGGAAAAUAUGUCACACACUUUGCACUUGAUCUGAAUUCAGACGAAAAUCAGUCUGAUAAAAUUUUAGUUGGGAUAAAAAAGCACAUAGCUAUAGGCUAA
This is a messenger RNA of Cinara cedri, 336 nucleotides long. Lineage: Eukaryota; Metazoa; Arthropoda; Insecta; Hemiptera; Aphididae. The record is from the annotation of a GenBank genome assembly.